AUGACGGUCAGGACGGACGAGGUCGAGACCAAAGGGGAAGUCAAGUACCUGGGGGUGACCGUGGACACGAAGAUGACCUUUUGGCCUCACGUACAUCAAACGGCCCAGAAGGCGGCUGAAAGGAUAGCAUCCUCAAGCCGCCUGAUGGGAAACACAAACGGACCGAGACCGGGGAAACGGAGACUUCCAAUGUCGACGGUGAACUCGAUCCUUCUCUACAGUGCGGAAAUCUGGGCAGACUCCCUAAAGACUCAGAAAUACUGUCACGCAAUAACGACGAGGGGGUUUGGGGAUGUAAAUCUUGACGUCACCCAGCUUCUGACGGGCCGCGGAUAUUUCAGACGCUACUUACACAACUUGAACCGAGUACGGACGUCCAACCUUACGUACUGCGGACACGAACGAGACGACGCGGAACACACGUUCUUCGAAUGUAACCGCUGGACAGAACUGCGACAGAGACUGGAGGCGGUCGUGGAAGGCAUCACUCCCGACAAAAUUGUCAGGGUGAUGCUCCAUAGUACGGAAAGGUGGCAACUUGUUGCCACCUACACAGAGACAAUCCUACGACGUAAGAACGCGGACGGCUGCCUGACGUAA
Neodiprion virginianus is the source of this 600-nucleotide messenger RNA. RefSeq lists its product as uncharacterized. Bases 1 to 600 code for a protein of 199 amino acids. The record is from RefSeq and is a predicted model, not a curated record. The transcript is spliced from 2 exons. Lineage: Eukaryota; Metazoa; Arthropoda; Insecta; Hymenoptera; Diprionidae.